This is a messenger RNA of Olea europaea var. sylvestris, 2042 nucleotides long. Its product is annotated as ATP-dependent zinc metalloprotease FTSH, chloroplastic-like. Lineage: Eukaryota; Viridiplantae; Streptophyta; Magnoliopsida; Lamiales; Oleaceae. The transcript is spliced from 4 exons. The record is from RefSeq and is a predicted model, not a curated record. Gene Ontology annotation, molecular function: ATP-dependent peptidase activity; metalloendopeptidase activity; ATP binding. Gene Ontology annotation, biological process: proteolysis. Gene Ontology annotation, cellular component: chloroplast thylakoid. The coding region runs from base 210 to 1814 and encodes 534 amino acids.
AUUCCACACACGUAGAGGCAACCCAAGCAACAUCCCUUUCUAUGGUUUCCAUUCAUUCCUAAUUCAAUUUUGAUUUUUCUCUCUCUCCCAUAAAAUCACACUCCUAACAAAUUUUACAUUUCUUUUCCAACCUGCACCAACCCUAUAAUCUUCAAGAUAUUGGAAAAUUCAAGCAUAAGAAAACCUGAAAUUGAAUUGCAGAACCUCUAAUGGCUUUAACAUCAACAAACCCUUUACUCUCCUUUAACUUUUUUGGCACCAAAAUUUUAAUUUCUCCUCCUACACCCAAAACAGUUCCAAGAAAAUUCCGAGUACAAGAUUCGAUUUUUAACAAGAAUUCAAAAUCUUUGAAGAAUGUUCAAUCACAUGCCACUUUAGCUGCUUUACUGUUUUCUUCGAUUACUCCCCAAGCAUUGGCAGUAGAUAACGCCACCCCACCUGCGGCUUCGCCGCCAGUGCUUCAAUCUGAGGCACCCAAGCCUGGUCCGUCGUCUCCCUUUUCACAGAAUCUUGUUUUGACGGCCCCAAAGCCACAGGCCCAGUCGACUUCUGACCUCCCUGAGGGAUCCAAUUGGCGUUAUAGUGAGUUCCUGAAUGCAGUCAAGAAGGGUAAGGUUGAGAGGGUGAGGUUCAGCAAAGACGGAAGUACCCUUCAGCUUACAGCAGUGGAUGGCCACAGGGCUUCUGUGAUUCUGCCCAAUGACCCGGAUUUAAUUGACAUUUUGGCGAUGAAUGGUGUUGAUAUUUCUGUUUCUGAGGGUGAUUCAGGAAAUGGGUUGUUUAAUUUUAUUGGAAAUCUGAUCUUCCCAUUCCUUGCCUUUGCUGGGCUUUUCUUUCUGUUCAGGAGGGCACAGGGUGGUCCAGGUGGGCCUGGAGGUCUAGGAGGGCCGAUGGAUUUCGGCAGGUCGAAAUCUAAGUUCCAGGAGGUGCCGGAGACUGGUAUCACGUUUGCUGAUGUGGCUGGGGCUGAUCAAGCAAAGUUGGAGUUGCAAGAAGUGGUUGAUUUCUUGAAAAAUCCUGAUAAAUACACUGCUUUGGGCGCAAAAAUCCCGAAAGGGUGUCUUCUGGUUGGUCCUCCUGGUACUGGGAAAACCCUUUUAGCCAGGGCAGUUGCUGGUGAGGCUGGGGUGCCAUUCUUUUCGUGUGCAGCCUCAGAGUUUGUGGAAUUGUUUGUAGGUGUAGGAGCUUCAAGAGUGAGGGAUUUGUUUGAAAAGGCCAAAUCGAAAGCACCUUGCAUUGUGUUCAUUGAUGAGAUUGAUGCAGUGGGGAGGCAGAGAGGGGCAGGACUUGGAGGUGGGAAUGAUGAGAGAGAGCAGACCAUUAAUCAGCUCUUGACUGAAAUGGAUGGAUUUUCAGGGAAUUCAGGUGUUAUAGUGUUGGCUGCAACGAACAGACCGGAUGUUCUAGAUGCAGCAUUAUUAAGGCCUGGAAGGUUUGAUCGACAGGUCACUGUGGAUCGGCCUGAUGUUGCUGGUAGAGUCAAGAUUCUUCAGGUUAGCCAGCUAUAUUCCCCGAAUACCUAUAUUGAUAUCAUUGGUGAUGGCGGAUUUGCCAUUGGUGGACCUGGUGGAAAUCCCUUCCUCGGUCAACAGAUGUCUACCCAGAAAGACUACUCGAUGGCAACUGCUGAUGUUGUCGAUGCAGAAGUGAGAGAGUUGGUAGACACAGCAUAUACAAGGGCCAAACAAAUAGUCACAAAGCACAUUGACAUUCUACACAAGCUUGCUCAACUGCUAAUCGAGAAAGAAACUGUCGAUGGAGAAGAGUUCAUGAGCCUUUUCAUUGAUGGGAAAGCUGAACUGUACAUUGCUUAAUCAAUCAUAGUUUGACAACUUGAAAGAAUCAUAUUUUGAAAUCUCAAUAGUGUUGUAUAUUAUUUUCUACAUUUCAAUGUAUGCAUUGAGAAAGUGAGUGAUUAUUAGACAAGUUUGAGUGGAAAAGAAUUGCAUGAAUACAACAUACAUAUUCGAGUUAAAUGUAUUUAUUUUACCCUCUUUAAAAUACACGUCUUGGAAGGUAAAAAGAAUAGUGUUGUGUGUACA